AUGAAGCUCAAUGCCGCCAUCGCCGCCCUCGCCGGGCUCGCCGCCGCGGCUCCAAGCGCGGAGCUCGACCGGCACAGGCGCACGCCACUCCUCGCGGGGCGCGCCGACUGGCCGAACGGCCCGCUCGUCACGUCAGGCCGCUGGGUGCACGACGCGUCGGGCAAGAACGUGACAUAUGCCGGCGCCAACUGGCCCGGCGCGGCCGACGUCAUGAUCCCCGAGGGGCUGCAAUACCAGUCGAUCGCGACCAUCGUGUCCAAGGUCAAGAGCAUCGGCAUGAACGCCAUCCGCCUGACGUUUGCCAUCCAGAUGGUCGACGAGAUCUACGCCAACGGCGGCAAGGACGUCACGCUGGAGAAGGCCUUCGCGCAGGCCCUCGGCCAGGCCAACGGCGCCAAGGUGCUCGCCCAGGUCCUGGCUAAGAACCCGAACUUCACGGCGGCGACGACGCGGUUGCAGGUCUACGACGCCGUGGCCGCCGAGCUCGCCAAGCAGCAGAUCUACGUGCACCUCGACAACCACAUCAGCAAGGGCAUGUGGUGCUGCUCGACCGACGACGGCAACUCGUGGUGGGGCGACAAGUACUUCUCGGCGGCCAACUGGACGCGCGGGCUGGCGUACAUGGCGGACCACGCCAAGGCGUGGCCGGGGUUCGUGUCCAUCGGGCUGCGCAACGAGCCGCGCGAGCCGUCGAGCAAGGGCCAGAGCGCCGCGUACAACUGGCAGACGUGGUACGAGUACAUGAAGCAGGGCGCGGCGGCCGUCCACGCAGCGAACCCGGACCCGCUGAUCUUCCUGUCGGGGCUGUCGUUCGACACGUUCCUGACGCCCGUGGUGCAGGGCACGGCGCUGAGCCCCGGGUCAGGCAAGUUCAGCUUCGGCGACUUCGCGGGCUACGCUAACAAGCUGGUGCUCGAGAUCCACAACUACGACAACAGCGCGACGAGCUGCAGCAGCCUGCAGAACAAUUUGUACCGCAACGGCUUCCAGGCGCUGACGGCCAGCGCCGUCAACGUGUUCCCCGUCAUGAUGACCGAGUUCGGCUUCCAGAUGGACGCCACCACAUGGAAGGGCGUCUACGCCAGCUGCCUCGCCGCGUAUUUGCCCGCCCAGAAGGCCGGCUGGACCAUCUGGGUCCUCGCCGGGAGCUACUACAUGCGCUCCGGCCGCCAGGACUACGACGAGAACUGGGGCCUGCUCAACCACGACUGGAGCGCCUGGCGCAGUCCCAGCUACAUCGACGGCGCCCUGACCGCCAUGGUCAAGAAUACGCUGAGCUGA
Molecule: messenger RNA, 1281 nt
Organism: Lasiosphaeria miniovina
Lineage: Eukaryota; Fungi; Ascomycota; Sordariomycetes; Sordariales; Lasiosphaeriaceae
Product: glycoside hydrolase superfamily
Exons: 2
Coding region: 1-1281 (426 amino acids)
Molecular function (GO): hydrolase activity, hydrolyzing O-glycosyl compounds
Source: RefSeq, a predicted model, not a curated record